Struthio camelus australis is the source of this 1506-nucleotide messenger RNA. The record is from RefSeq and is a predicted model, not a curated record. Lineage: Eukaryota; Metazoa; Chordata; Aves; Struthioniformes; Struthionidae.
CGCGUGAGCAGAGAGCCAGCCUGGGAUCCGGGGCAGCGCUCUCCUUGCGGGCGCCGCGACCCCCUGCAUUGAAGAGGAAGUAGCUGUUAUCAGAGUGAGCCUCGUCCACCUCCUCGCUGUGGAAAACUGCUCUCUCUUUUUCACCUCAAAAUCCCGGCAAGCGGAGGAGAAACGCAGCGUUUCCGCCCCGAAAGAUGAAACUUCUUUCUGCAACUCCUGGGAAAGUUGUUUGUGAACUGAAGGUAGAGGAGGAGCAUACAAACAGAGGUGGCACACUACAUGGAGGUUUGACAGCCACACUCGUGGAUGUGGUCUCAACAGCAGCACUACUGUACACAGAAAGAGGAGUGCCCGGGGUCAGCGUGGACAUGAAUAUCACAUACACUGCUGCUGCUAAGAUUGGAGAAGAGGUACUGAUUACAGCCCAGAUUUUGAAGCAAGGAAAAAAUAUUGCAUUUGCCAGCGUGGAUUUAUCAAACAAGGCAACAGGAAGGUUAAUAGCACAAGGCAGACAUACAAAGUAUCUAGGAAAUUAAUAUAAUAAGGUUAUCCGUGUAGUAGAGUGCAAGAGGUGAAAGAAAUAGAAGUGAGGAUUAACCCUCCCCCCCUCACCCAGCUACUAUAAUCCCACCUCUCACUGGAGCACAAGAGUGAUUUUGACUACUAUCUGAAAUAAAAGGCAGACAGUGAUAACGAACAAGGUGCUGAAUUCAAGUGCUGGAAGAUUCAGAGGCCUCUCCAUUAGCUCUGUGCGCUGGGGCAACUUCGUUGUUGCGUAACUGUCCCAGUGCAACUUAACAUGACUUCCUCAAUCAAAGCUGGCUACCUCAGGACACUACUGUAGUAAGUGGUCUCAUUCUAUCACUUAGCAUUCAUCAUAUCUACCUAAUUACAAUUGAAAAAUGUCCAGGCAAAUUAAGAAUGGCAAAUCUCAACGUGUAAACAACAGCAUCCUCCUGUUCUUGUUCAGGUUUGGAAAGGACUGCUGCAGGCUGAGAAGGAAAGAGGAAAAUCUUCCUGAAGUAACAUGCAAAUUCUCUUCUGCCUUUUAACAGGCUAUCAACACAGUUAUUUUAGUGCUGCCUAAUUAAUAAGGAAGUGGGACAUCAUUAAUAUGCAGGCCAGUUAUUUUAGAAUUGGUUCAUUAAACUGAUUAAGACAUCCUUGUUUGUUAUCCGUCCAUUAGCAGCAGCACUCUGACCUCAUCAUUUAUUUCACAGCUUAAUUUUGACUUGGGGACCUUCUCAGAAGGAAUUGUCACCACCAAGCUUGUGUAUCUUUGGAGGUAACCUGUCAAGUGUCAGGCUUAAUAUUUGGAAGUGUUCUUUGCUGAUUCCAGCCUAAUCUACAUGUUGAAAAAACAGUAUCUUACCUUAGUUGUGUUUGAAGGGGAACAAUGGUUCCACUUGGCAUCAGAACAAGCAUCUCCUGUGGUGCUGACCUGGUUCCGUCAGCGUAGAUUUGGAUGUAAUUCCUUUACAAGCAAAUAAAAUGAUGUGAAAAGAC